Messenger RNA from Melanaphis sacchari, 1401 nucleotides. RefSeq names its product zinc finger MYM-type protein 1-like. The coding region runs from base 70 to 1401 and encodes 443 amino acids. The record is from RefSeq and is a predicted model, not a curated record. The transcript has 2 exons. NCBI's taxonomy places the organism in Eukaryota, Metazoa, Arthropoda, Insecta, Hemiptera, Aphididae.
UACAACAGUCAUUAGAGCGCGAGAGGCCAAUAUUACGACUUCGUGUAUGUUAAUCUUAUUAAAAUUAAAAUGGACAAAUUUGUCAUUAGAAAAUCAAACACAAAGGAGUCAGAGUUACAACAGAGUUCACAAAAUAAUAUCAGUAAUGUUAUAUCAAUAUCUUCAUUUUCAAAAAAAAGUAAUCAACCCAUUCUUCCUUUAAUUGAAACAAAAAAUCAACCAUCAAGUAGUUUUAUUUUUCCAAAACACAAAAACCGAUCAUUUUGUGCAAAGUGGUUUGAAACGUUUACCUGGCUUCAUUAUGAUACAUCUAAAGAUCGUGCAUUUUGUUUUGAUUGUAUUUCAUUCUAUCACAAGACAAAUAAUAAAUUAAAUAAACACACCGAGUUAUCUUUUAUAGUAGAUGGUUUUAAAAAUUGGAAAAAAGCAUCUGAAAAAUUGCGUUCCCAUGAAAACAGUAAAAUGCAUGUUAACUCUAUACAUUAUCUUUUAAGUAUCAAUUCUAAUUUACCAGUCAUUUCUUUGUUGUCUAAACAAAAAAUCGAAGAACAAAAAAAUGCAUCUACUGCUUUAUUAACAAUAAUAAGUACUUUGCGAUACCUUAGUCAGAUGGGAUUAAGUAUCAGAGGACAUUCUAAUAAUGAUGGCAAUUUUAUUUCUUUAUUAGAAGAAAGAUCUCUAGAUGUUCCUUGUUUAAGAAAUUGGAUACAACAAAAAAACAACUGGCUUAGUUCAGAUAUUCAAAAUGAAAUAUUAGAAAUAAUGUCAUUAAAUGUACAGCGUGAACUUGUGAAAUCGAUUAAAACAUCAGAGUAUUUCUCUAUAAUUGCUGAUUCAACUACUGAUAUUUCUUCUGCAGAACAAUUUUCCUUGUGUAUUCGUUAUGUCGAUUCAAAUUUUGAAGUUCAUGAAUUAUUUACUGGUUUAUAUAAUACACCUGAUAGUAAAGCGUUAACAUUUUUUGACACGAUUAAAGAUAUUUUAAUAAGAUUUACUUUAUCUACAUCAAAUUUAAGAGGUCAUUGUUUUGAUGGAGCUGCUAAUAUGUCGGGCAAAUUGAAUGGGGUCAAAAAAUUAAUUGAAGAUGUUCAACCCAAAAGUUGUUUUGUACACUGUAGUAAUCAUUCAUUGGAUUUAGCAUUACAAGAAGUUGCAAGAAAAAAUAUUUCCAUGUGUGAUAUUUUUACUAUGGUCAGAGAUGUGUCAAAUGCUAUUCUUGAAUCUGCUAAGAGAAAAAGUAUUUAUGAAAAUAUAGUAUUAGAGCCAUGUUAUCAUUCGUCUAAAUUGGAUAGUAUAAAACAAAACCUACUUCCAUUUUGUCCAACUAGAUGGUCUGUAAGGGUUAAAAGUUUAAUAAGAUUUUUAGAUAAUUAUAGUAGAGUUCAAAAAAACAUUGGAUGA